Messenger RNA from Ostrea edulis (European flat oyster), 6729 nucleotides. RefSeq lists its product as uncharacterized. Lineage: Eukaryota; Metazoa; Mollusca; Bivalvia; Ostreida; Ostreidae. The transcript has 7 exons. Gene Ontology annotation, molecular function: protein binding. Bases 170 to 4258 code for a protein of 1362 amino acids. The record is from RefSeq and is a predicted model, not a curated record.
GGGACUACUUUUACACCCACUUGUGGAAAUAGCGUCGUUAGGAACCUGAAAUGUCUUGUGGAUCAGAGAAGUUUGUGGAGAACAUAGGGAGCUGACUGUUAAUAACAAAACGACAUACAGUUAUCAAUGACGAUACAAACAAUUUAGUGUCCUAACUUGAUAGAAGGUCAUGGCGAGUUCAUAUACAUCGACACCAGAGACAACGAACGCAAACAGAACGUGUCGAGUUGUGCUCGGUCCCUGUACGGAUGGACUCCGUGACGUACUACGUCAAGAAGUUCCACCACACACAUUCCAUCAUGUCAUCAAACAAAACAAAUUCAAUCUUCCACGUCUGACGGCUGUUCAGUGUGACCUCAUUUUACCCAAGAAUGGAAAUUAUAUGGGAAGAUAUAAUGACAUUGACAUAUCAUUAUUGUAUAUCUUAUUGAGAAACAUAACCAACAUAUCUCCUCAUUCCAAUGGCUGGGGCAACGAUCCUGACCCCCAUGACACGAGUCUCUCUGCCAACAUCGAGAGGAUUCGAUUGGUCCGGAAUCGUUGUGUUCAUUCAUGUGAUCCGUUCAUGUCCAACGCGGACUUUACCUCCAUUUGGUCAACCAUUAGAUCGACAAUGGUAGAUCUGGAUUCCUUCCUCAUGAAUGGAAACAAAUAUGAAAAGGCGGUGGAUUUCCUACGUCAUGAGUCGAUGGACCCUGAAAAUGACCUACAUUACGAAGAAGAACUGAGGAAGCAGGUGGAGGAAGAUAAGACGACCAGGGAAAUAGUGGUCAAUCUUGAGAGUAAGAUAGACGAAACUGCUGAGGAAGCCAGGCGACUGGAUGGUAAAAUAGAAGAAAAUGUUGAGGAAGCCAGGAGAUUGGAUGGGAUGAUGAAAGAAACACACAAGAGAGUGGGCAAGUUGGAUGAUAAAAUGGAGAAAUUAACAAAGUCCCCCAUUCCCCCAAAUGUGAGAGAGCAAUAUGAUAUUGACGUUGAGAAAUGGAGAGAGGAAGACAAGCUAUACUAUGAGACCCACAGCUUCCCAUCAGUGAUGCAGAAAGUGAGAAACCAACGUUACGUAACGUUUGUUGGUGUGCCUGGGUCCGGGAAGUCUGCCACGGCUCACCACAUCGCCCUCAAGCUCCAGGAGGAAGGUUACGAGGUUGUACCAACCAAAGACGUCAGGAAGAUGGAGGACUAUGGUGACCCCAGGAAUCCGCAGGUUUUUGUUAUUGAUGAUGUCGUGGGUGUUUUUGGCCUCCAGAAAACUGAAUUAUAUGUAUUGACUAGUUACGAAGAGAAAAUAACACAAAAUUGCAUGGCUAAUUCUAGAACUUUGAUGACAUGUAGAGAGGCUGUGUUCAAUGAAACACUGCCUUACAAAUCAUUCCUUACCAAAGAAAAGACUGUGAUUAAGUUACACAGUGGUGACAAUGUAUUAGAUAACAAUGACAAAAAACAGAUUCUCAAGACAUAUGGUUUAAAUGUUGAUCUAAUGUCACCUGCAUCGCUGAAAUCAACAUCUGACAUGUUUCCUCUUCUCUGUAAAUUGUUUUCAAAGGAAACAAAAUUCCGAGCUCUUGGUUCAAAGUUUUUCCUGAAUCCAGUCCAAUGUAUCAUUGAUGAACUUGAUGAUAUGCAAAAACAUAACAAGCAGAAUUAUGCAACACUUGUUUUGUGUAUGCUAAAUGAAAACAGCCUAUCAAAAGAUUUUCUAAAAGACAUGAAAAAUGAGCAUUUUAUGAACAUGAAAAUUGAUACUUUAGGAAACUGUGAAUUACAAAGCCAGACCGAUGCAUUCACUUUUGUGAAAGCCUUGUCAGCAAUGGAGGGGACAUACACAAAACAAUGUGGGGCACAAUACACAUUUAUACAUGACUCCAUGUUUGAAAUAUGUGCUUAUCAGUACGGCAAACAGUUUCCAGACCAAAUGUUGCUGUAUAUGAGUAGUAGUUAUAUUGCUAAUUAUGUAAAACCACAGGCAAUUGAACCGGGUAUUGUUAACAAAAUCAAUGAGAAACUGAGUGAUUCUCAAUCUAUUGAGGGGAAUGUGAGUAACAAUGAUAGAGAUCAAAAAGAGAAGGAGAGAGAUGAUAAAACUAAUGAGAGAGAGGAAUCAUUUGAUCUGUGUAUAACGGUACACGAGGAUCAGUACUCACUGUUAGCAGAGAGAUUGUACAGAGACAUACAGAACAUGGAGCUGUAUGAUGUUUUCAGGAAUCAGGUUUUAAAACAUCCCCAGGUGUGUCAGGCUUUUAUUGGUGUGUUAGAGACAUUGACCUUCACAGAAUUGAAAUUCUUGUUUCUGUCCAAACAAGAAAACGUAGUUAAGAUAGUGAGUAAAAAAAAAAAUGUGUUGGAGGAGAGUGAAAAUGAGUGGGAGUGGUCGGAGAACUUGCAAUUGCAGGAGAUGUUGGUGUGUCAGAAGUUCAACCCAAAUGACAUGGGGGUUAGGUCAUGUGAUGGAAACACGUACAAUGUGAGAGUGAUUAGUUGGGUGAUUUACUAUGGACAUUAUCAGAUAUUAGAGUACAUACUACAACAGACUGAACAACACAGUGAUGUAAGUGAAUUAUUUGAGAUAAAAGGAGCUUCUCCACAGCAAUCUAAACAUUGGAUAUUUACAAAGAUUAUGAAUACGAUUUUCAAUAGAGGACAAAGAGAAGAGAAGUUGAGACUACUUUUAUUGAGUUGUUAUAGUGGUGAUGUACAGACAGUCAGAGUCCUACUUCCUGUCUGUAAGACAGCAAUAAAUGAGAAAGGUAGGAUCAUAGAUUGUAUUCAUAUGACUAAAUACAUUGGCUCUUCCCCUCUCACUGCUGCAUGUGAGGAAGGGCAUCUAGCUAUAGUUGAGGAGCUGGUGAAGGCGGGGGCUGAUGUCAAUCUACAGUAUAGACAGGGGAAUAUACCACUGAUACCUGCAUGUAAGGGAGGACAUGUGAUCAUGGUGAAGGCACUGUUGAAGGCGGGGGCUUAUAUCAAUGUAAAGGAUAAUGAAGGGAAUACACCGCUGAUAGCUGCAUGUGAUGGGGAACAUGUGAGUGUGGUGAAGGAACUGGUGAAGGCGGGGGCUGAUGUCAAUAUACCGAGUAGAUGGGGGAAUACAUCACUGAUAGCUGCAUGUAAGGGAGGGCAUGUGGGUAUGGUGAAGGCACUGGUGAAGGCGGGGGCUGAUGUCAAUCUACAGGAUAGAUUGGGUAAUACACCACUGAUAGUUGCAUGUAAGGGAGGACAUGUGAGUAUGGUGACGGCGCUGGUGAAGGCAGGGGCUUGUAUCAAUCUGAUUGCUGGAUAUUAUAAAAGACAUCUGAGUAUGGUGAAGGCGGAGACUGAUGCCAAUCUACAGGAUAAUGAAGGGACUACAUCGCUGAUAGCUGCUUGUCAGGGAGGGCAUGCGAGUGUGGUAGAGGAGCUGUUGAAGGCGGGGGCUGAUGUCAAUCUACAGGGUAAUUACAGGAAUACACCACUGAUAGCUGCAUGUGAGGGAGGACAUGUAAGUUUAGUGGAGAAGCUGGUGAAGGCGGGGGCUGAUGUCAAUCUACAGAGCAGAUGGGGAAAUACACCACUGAUAGCUGCUGUAAGAAAGUGUUCUUUAUCAGCAGUGAAAUAUCUAGUAGAACAUGGAGCUGACUGGGUUACUCAGAUUGUUGAUAUCGAUGUGUCAGCAGUAUAUACAGCAUUAAUAUAUAACAAACCAGAUAUAAUGAAAUAUCUCAUACAGGAACAAAAUAAAAUACUUCCUGAUACAAUGAAUGGGAAUGUACACCUGUUUAACUGUCUGGUGGACAUCAGACAUGCUGGAGUUAAAAUAGACAGUAGGGAUGGCGUGGUGGUGACAAACAGAUCAGUGUGGUGUAUGGAUAGAUGGGGAUAUUUGUGGAAGACAAUCAGUGAGGGAGACUGUGAUGUACUGAGACAUCUGUUGUGUGUGGGUCUGGAUGUCAACCAGUCGAUACAGUUAUUUCAUAAAUACAAAGAUGAUAAUAAGUCUGUUGUGAGACCUCUGUUGUAUACAUUUAUUGACAUGUAUCUUAGUCAUAGUACAGAUGUGAGGAUUCUACUUGGGAUGGGGACGGAUGUCAACGUCAGGAUGAAGUAUAGAGAGUAUGACUCUGUAUUAGACAGGGUGGGUGUGUCUUGUCUAGAGAGGACAAGGCGACUUCUGUGUGAGUACAGUAACAAUCAGAUUUUUAAAGUUGUGUACAGAGACAGGCUGUUAGAGUUCAAGAAAGUGUUGUAUGAGAUAAAGCAACAUGUCAGAAGACACUCUGUAUAGUCCCUGAUUGAAUUGUAGGGAUAUGGUGUUACUGAAUACAAGCAAAUGAUGUGUGAAAUAAAGAAACAUGUCAGAAGACACUUUGUAUAGUCCAUGAUAGAAUUGUAGAGAGAUGUUGUUACUGAGUACAAGAGAGAUAUGUGUGAGAUAAAAAAAACACACGUCAGAAGACACUCUGUAUUGUCCCUGAUAGAAUUGUAGAGAGAUGUUGUUUUGGAGUACAAGAGAUAAAAAAAAACAUGUCAAAAGACACUAUGUAAAGCCCCUGAUAGAAUUGUAGAGAGAUAUUGUUACUGAGUACAAGGGAUAACGAAACAUGUCAGAAGACACUCUGUAUAGUCCCUGAUAAAAUUGUAGAAAGGUGUUGUUACUGAGUACAAGAGAGAGAUUUGUGAGAUAAAUAAACAUGUCAGAAGACACGCUGUAUAUUCUCUGAUAGAAUUAUAGAGAGAUGUUGUUACCGAGUACAAGAGAGUGAUGUGUGAGAUAAAGAAACAUGUCAGAAGACACUCUGUAUAGUCCCUGAUAUAAUUGUAGAGAGAUGUUGUUACUGAGUACAAGAGAGAGAUUUGUGAGAUAAAUAAACAUGUCAGAAGACACUCUGUAUAGUCCCUGAUAUAAUUGUAGAGAGAUGUUGUUACUGAGUACAGUCCCUGAAACGUUCUACUUUAUCAUUUUCCCGUUCGCUCACCGUUCGUUCACCGUUCGCUCAGCGUGCAUUCACCGUUCGUUCAACGUGCGUUUACCGUUCGUUCAGCGUGCACUCUCCGUUCACAGUUUUGCGUUCAGCGUGCGCUCACCGUUCGUUCACCGUUCACAAAGCGUUCAGCGUGCGCUCACCGUUCGUUCAUCGUUCGGUCUUUUCAUUGUCAUUCGGAACACCAAAGUGAAAGGACCAAUCUUGAUAGCAAGGCGAAAAUGAAAAUUGAACGUGUGCGUAAGAGUGGAAGAAGACUUUCUUACUAUAUCAGAAAUUUAAUUUUGAAAUACAAAAUGCCAGGAUUAUCCACUGUGAAUGCCGAAAGGUUCAUUUGAGCUUUUGUUAAAAAAAUCUAAAUGAGAGACGAAUAUAAGAGUUUGUCGUUAUGAAUUUAACCUAAGUACAAAAAAUAAGGCAGUUUCAGGUAUUGAAAACCUCUUCCCCUGUGUUGACGAUUUAGCAUUUACAAGUUCGGGCAAAAGCUCAAAUUAUUAUAAUUAUUUUGCAUUGCUUGCCACGAGUUUUAAACAAGUCACCCCCCUUACUUUGAAAAAUAAAAACAAACUAUGCUACAUAAUAUACAUUGUACCGUAUGUACGUGUCAGAAUGUCAAAUUGAUAUAGCUAUUUUACGCCUAUAUUUAUGAAAGACAUUAUCAAUAAACUAAUAUUUACUACUCUUGCCAAAUUUGAAACUUUUGUAACAUUUGUCCUUAAUGCAAAGAUGUAAUUGUUUAUCUUGUACGUUUCUGCAUUAGCCUUUAAACAUUAUACAAAUAUUGCUCGAUCUAACUGCAAUCUAUGGUCACAUUAAUAAUAAAAAUAGUAAGUUUUGUACUGACGUGUGCAUAAAUUCUAGGAUUAUUUCCUCGGGUCGAUUUAGCUGCGACAAUUGAAUGACACAAAAUGUAAGUAGGAAUAUUUAAGAGGGUGUCCAUUAUGAUAUCAGGCAGAGGUCGGCACCUGCUAUCUCUCAGAUUUUCAUGAAACUUUGUGCACAGGUUCCUACUGACCCCAAUAUGAAAUUUGCCAAAUAAAAAGUUUCUAUCAUGUUUAGUUUGGGUUCGACAUGGAAAAACAACUUUGAGAUAAUUUUCGGUGCAAAAAGGUCACGAAAUAUUGGAAAAAAUUGCUAUGUUUGAACAGCUCUAAAAUGUCAUAUAACUAAGAAAUAGAGGAAAGCAAUAUUUUAUAUGUUAGAUAUACACUAUAUGCAAUAACUAAGAGGAGUUUUGUGUGUAUAUUCAUCCAAUGAAUGAAUUUAUUAAUUGUUAAAAUUGCACAUAUUUCACACCAAUAUAUAUUACAAAAUAAUGAUCAAAAUUUAAGAUCUCAUAAAACCGAAUACAAUGUCUCAAAAGAAAUAAAUUAUGUAUAACCAGAAACUUGAAGAGGUGUAUUUCAAGUUACAAAAAUAAAUUCAGUGGGAAAAGCAAGGUUUGAUGGUGAAAAGUUGAACUGAAAUCUCUAAAUUUUCAUAAGUGCGAAAAGGUCAACUACUUAAAUGAAGAUUGUUGAACUACAUAAAUAGAAAUAAAUAUGAAGUACAUAUAACCAAUCAAUGAUUAAAUGAUUAAAAUUCAUGAAAAAUUACUAGAACCUAUGAACAUUCAGAAAUAAAUUUCAUGUCUUUGUAUACAUUCUAUAUAAUAAAGGCAAAAAAAUGCCUAUAGAUGUAAAUCAUUAUAUAAAAUUUACAAUGUUGAUUUUUGGAGGUCAUUUCUGACACAGGAUUUGAUAUAAUAGUCAAUUAAUUAACACACAUAUAUGAA